This is a messenger RNA of Talaromyces atroroseus, 555 nucleotides long. RefSeq lists its product as hypothetical. Bases 1 to 555 code for a protein of 184 amino acids. Lineage: Eukaryota; Fungi; Ascomycota; Eurotiomycetes; Eurotiales; Trichocomaceae. The transcript has a single exon. The record is from RefSeq and is a predicted model, not a curated record.
AUGGGCACAACGGCCUUCUUGGUUAUGGAUGUCCAGAAUGGUGUCGUCGAUCGCAUGGAAGACAUAAAUCCAUAUCUUGACCGGCUGUCCUCUGCGAUCAACUCUGCGCGUAAAGCUGGACUCAGAAUCGUGCAUAUCCGAACUGUUUUUCGACCAGGGUUCGUCGACGCGAGCCCCCAAAACAAAUCAAUCGCCAAAGUCGUAGCUUGGGGCAUCUUGACCGAAGGCAGCAAAUCCGCCGACAUCCAUGACGCGAUUGUGCCUGAUAAAAGCGACGUUAUCGUCAACAAGUCCCGUGGCUCUGCUUUCCACGGAUGCGACCUUGAAACAGUCCUUUGUAGUCUCGAUGUAGAGACUCUCGUUAUCACAGGCUUGACCACCAGUGGUGUUGUCCUUUCGACCGUUCGCCAAGCAGCGGAUCACGACUAUCGUCUUGUCGUGUUAGAAGAUUUAUGCAGGGACCGCGACCAGGAAUCUCAUGAUAUAUUGAUGAAGAAGAUAUUUCCGAAACAAGCCGAGGUUCUUUCAUCGGCGGAAUGGCUGGCCGGACUCUAG